Molecule: messenger RNA, 1236 nt
Organism: Protopterus annectens (West African lungfish)
Lineage: Eukaryota; Metazoa; Chordata; Ceratodontiformes; Protopteridae
Product: melatonin receptor type 1C-like
Exons: 4
Coding region: 1-1236 (411 amino acids)
Biological process (GO): G protein-coupled receptor signaling pathway
Cellular component (GO): membrane
Molecular function (GO): melatonin receptor activity
Source: RefSeq, a predicted model, not a curated record
AUGAAGGUGAUGAUUAGACAAAACAAAAAGGAAAUGGAAGCUUUAUAUAAGCAGAUAGAAACCAUUAACAAAGUCAUUAUUUCUGACCUUAUGUUUACAGAAGCAGAAGAAAAGGUGAAAUAUUCAAACAUUAGACAAAAACUUGGCGAAGAUGUUAUUUUCUGUGGCAGCUAUGUGCUAUACGAAGAAAAAGGAAGAGUCAAGGAUAAAUCCCAGAUUCUUGAAGGAAUGAACAAUUUUCAGAUAACAUCCAAUGUAAAUGUUAGCUGCAAUGACAGUACGUUCCCUAGUCCGGACACAUUUCCAACAUAUGAGACUUCAACAGGCCUGACCAUCUUUUUUGCUUCUUUCAUGAUCUUUAUAACAGUUAUGGACAUCCUUGGAAAUGUGCUAGUGAUUUUGUCAGUUGUGCAAAACAAGAAGUUACUGAACGCUGGUAACCUAUUUGUUAUCAGUCUAUCUAUAGCAGAUCUCAUGGUUGCUCUUCAUCCAUAUCCUUUGCUCAUUACUGCAAUUUUACAAAACCGAUGGACUAUGGGAGAAUUGCAGUGUAAGAUUUUUGUGACAAUUCAAGGCCUCAAUUCUGUCAGUUCCGUUUACAAUAUCAUGGCUAUAGCAAUCAACAGGUAUUGUUGUAUUUGCCAUAGUACAAUAUAUGGAAAGGUGUACACUAUGAAAAAAACUUGUGGCUACAUUUUAUUGACAUGGAUUGUUAGUUUGAUAUUACUUUCACCAGUUACUUUUGUUGGAGCAUUUCAUUAUCACCCACCAGUAUAUUCAUGUGUUUUUAUAUUUACAGUGAAUGCAGUAUUAACCAUCAGUGUUGCAAUUUUCCACUUCAUUAUACCUUUGACAGUUGUGAUAUACUGCUACCUGAGAAUCUGGGUCCUCGUAAUUCAGGUUAAAUAUCGAGUGAAAAAAGACAUGAAUCAGAAGCUGGCACCUGCUGAAGUACAAAACUUCCUUACCAUGUUUGCAGUUUUUGUGUUGUUUGCAGUGUGCUGGGGGCCUAUGAGCAUUCCUGCUUUGAUUGUGAGUUUGAGCCCUCCAGGAAAGGUACCAAAGUUUCCUGAUUCUUUGUUUGUUGUAGGCUUUUUUACUGCAUCAUUCAACAGUUGCCUGAAUGGUAUUGUUUAUGGCAUUUUCAACAAAAAUUUUCGACAGGAAUACAAGCACAUACUUUUGUUAUUAUAUAGUUAUACAAUGGAAAAGAUGAAAACCAAAAAACAAAGCUGA